AUGGCUAGCAAAAGAGUUCCCUCAAGAUUCGGCUCCAUCCAUGAGGCGGUCAAGGAACACCGUCUGUCAAUGUUACAAAGACCAAAGUCAGCUGGCACCGACAGGGCACGUAAGAACCUGACUCCCAGCCCAAAAUCGACCAAGUCGGCGCCUCGUAAUGGCGAAGAAUUGCACAAGACGGUCAAGACAAUCGAAUUCACUUCCGGUCUGGACACUUUUGUCUUUCCAACACCAUCGCCACGUCAGCCUCAGCGGAGCGCGACGUUUCAAGGCAUAUCUGCCUCUCCGACUAUUUCGCCUACCGACUCGGGUAUAGGUCUCGCGAUUGGCUCACCGUCUCAAGCACUGUUCCCACCGAGCGCUGUGUUGUGUCAGCCGACGCAUCCCGUCCCGAAACAAAUUAUCGCUGAGCAGCAUCAUCCCGAUGAGAGACGGGGAGCGUCAGUCGACGUUCUGGACGAGAGGAAGAGCUCAACGAAAGAAGCGAUGACUCAAAAGAAGCCUCUGGGCUGGAAGGCAUUCAGCAACAUCUUCCGGAAGCCAUCAAUGGCCAUCAGGGGCCGGAACCGUCCCGUAGUUGUUGUUGACGACGUGCCACCGGCCCUGCCACCUAAGAUGCCUGUUCAGCUGCCCUCAUCUCUCCCAGUGACACCGCCAAAGUCGAUGCUACCUUAUCAACAUUAUGCUCGUCCCGCGACAAGAGAUAACUCUCAGCUUUACCCGUUCCCGCUUCGAAGCGAGAGUGCCGCUGCCACAUACGCCAGAGUUGAGAAAAUGACGCUAGUGCCUCAUGUUGUAAUCAAGACAAGGCAUUUACCUCGACGGGAGUCUAGUAUGCCACCGAUCCAUUUGGCAGAGAAGCCCACCGCUGUCAUCGAAGAUAAGGCUGAGCAGCCGAUUAUCAUGGUGCGCAGUGAUUCUCCACUCGACAACUAUGACAACGAUACGCCUGCCACUCCUAAGUUGGAGCUCGAUCUUCCAAGUCCACACCUGGAAAGGUAUUCGGUCAUGUUCGACGGACUGCUUCAUCGUCAAUCUUUCAUGGGCUCUUCGUUGAUGGACCGUAGGCACAGCAAGCUCAGCGCCUCACCUCAAGAGGCAGAAACCUCAUCGCAGCGAUCAGUCUCUCCUCUGUUGUUGAACGUCCCAGGAUCAACCGCGAUCAAUCGUCCUCGUCCUAUCCGCAGGUCAAACACCGCUCCUCCUGGAGCCACCUCACCUGUAGGCGGGGGGUUCGCCAAGACUACACGCGUUCCUAGAGUGAUUGUUGAAUCACCUCAAACACCCUGGUCUGCGACGUUCACCUCGGAUGGAUCCGCGCCCCCAACGCCCACGACUGUGAAUACCUGCACAGAUACAUCUUCGAUCUUGCGCGACAUCGAGGAGCAGGAGCCCGUCUGGGAGAUGCUCACCUCUGGAGCUAAAGAAGAAGACACUUGCGAAUCUCCUUUGAUUCAUUGGCUUCCUGGGCGAAAUGAUGUGCAUGUUGCCCGUCGUGUCAGCGUUAGCAGGACGCAUGACCGGGCGCAGAGCGUUGUCAUGUGCAGUACGGCGUUGCGGCCGCGAGUGGUGAAUAUGAGCAAGAACCGUAGGAGCACUAUUGCGGUGCUUGAGGUUGCUGAAGUCGCAGUUGCAUGA
Molecule: messenger RNA, 1638 nt
Organism: Dissoconium aciculare CBS 342.82
Lineage: Eukaryota; Fungi; Ascomycota; Dothideomycetes; Mycosphaerellales; Dissoconiaceae
Exons: 1
Coding region: 1-1638 (545 amino acids)
Source: RefSeq, a predicted model, not a curated record